This is a messenger RNA of Python bivittatus (Burmese python), 5034 nucleotides long. The record is from RefSeq and is a predicted model, not a curated record. NCBI's taxonomy places the organism in Eukaryota, Metazoa, Chordata, Lepidosauria, Squamata, Pythonidae.
GCUGGGGCGAGAGGCGGGGCCGCGGGGGUCGACGGCGAUGGGGCUCGCCGAGGAGGAAGAAGGGGGUGGAAGGCGGCUCCGCGGCUGCUGACCCUCCGCGGGGAGCGAGCGGGGGGACCGUUGUCCCCACAGGGCUGGUAGCAGCGGCGGCUAAGAAGAAGGAUAAAUUGAAGCUAUCAAGAUGAGCAGAAAGCCUCCACAUCGUCCUGGGAUCACAUUUGAAAUUGGUGCUCGGUUGGAAGCUCUGGAUUAUCUACAAAAAUGGUAUCCUUCACGCAUUGAGAAGAUAGACUAUGAGGAAGGAAAGAUGCUUGUCCAUUUCGAACGUUGGAGUCAUCGUUACGAUGAAUGGAUUUACUGGGAUAGCAAUCGAUUGCGUCCGCUUGAACGGCCUUCACUGAGGAAAGAGGGCCUAAAAGAUGAUGAAUUUAUUGAUUUUAAACCAGGAGAAGAGGUUCUGGCUCGUUGGACAGAUUGCCGAUAUUACCCUGCAAAAAUUGAAGCAAUUAACAAAGAAGGAACCUUCACUGUACAGUUCUACGAUGGAGUGAUUCGGUGUCUCAAAAGAAUACAUAUCAAAUCCAUGCCAGAGGAUGCCAAAGGGCAGGCGCGCGAGAGGCAGCAGAUAGCACCGGAGCUGAGAUUAGUGACGGAUAACGAGCCACAUGAAGAUUGGAUAGCUUUGGUCAAAGCUGCAGCAGUGGCAGCUGCGAAAAACAAAGCAGGAGUUAAGCCACGGACAAGUGCGAACAGUAAUAAAGACAAAGAGGAGAGAAGGUGGUUUAAAGUACCUUCAAAGAAGGAAGAGACAUCAACCUCAGCAAUUGUCCAGAAAGUCCAGAAGAAAGAAGAGCAGCCCACAUCCAGUGAGACAUUUGGAUUCCCUCUAGUGGAUGUCCCAAAGAUUGCCUUUGUACAGGCAGAGAAUGCAUUAGCGCACAAGAGGAAAAACAAUCUAGGCAACUCAUUUCAAGCAAAGAGGGCUCGUCUUAACAAGAUCACUGGAUUGUUGGCAUCCAAAGCUGUCAGUGCUGACGGUGCUGAAAAAAAAGAAGACAGCAAACAAGCAGCUCCAGUCUUGGAGCAGGAGAUAUCACCUAAGCCUCAAAGUCAGAAAAAAAAUGAAGCUGAUAUUAGCUGUUCUGCCAACAUUCAGAAAUCGGCACUGUUGCCCUCCAACUUGUCUUCAGGAAAGGCUCGCAGCAAGAAAUGCAAACAAGAAUCUGGAGAUUCUGCAGGGUGUUUAAAGCCCCUUAAAACACCAAUUUCCCCAGAGUUAAUACAAGUGGAGGAUUUGACCCUGGUCUCCCAGCUUCCUUCUUCUGUGAUAAAUAAAACUAGUCGAUCACAACCAGUGACUGUCCGUAGACCCUUCAAAAAUAGCCACCGGAGACGAAGAUUACAGCACUUAGCGACUGAUUCGUUGCCUCAUGAUUCUCUAGAAAAAGUUCCUUCUCUCUCUCCAGUCAUUGAUGGUAAAGUGUUCUCCAUCAAUGCCCCAAAUGAACCGCGCGCAUUACUGGAGGUUCCCAAUGUUGCUCAUGUAUCCCUUGAGAAGCAAGGACUGUGUCUCCCUCUUGACUUAAGCAGUAACUCGGAUGUUUCAGCACCGUUAACUGGGGAGGUUGCCCUCUAUAACAAACAGCCCAAUCAAGAGAAGGAAGAGAACCAGAUUAUUAGAUGCCAUCUUUCUAAAGCAGGAACUGAUGGCAGAAUAGCUCCGGUGGUAUCAGGAACACUGAAAAUUGAGAGAAAAUCAAAACUGGAAGAGAGAUGCUCAUCUUUGCUUGGUAAAAAGAAGGAGAAGGAAAAAAAAGAGAAGAAGGAAAAAGAUCAGAAGUCAAAACAGAAGAAGAAGAAAAAGAAAAAGAAGAAAUCAAAGCAGCAUGAUUACUCCGACUUUGAGGAUAGCUCUCUUGAAUACUUCGACAGGUGCUCCUCCCCCUUCACUAGGUCUUCUGGCAGCUCGCUGACUCUACGCAGCACCACAACGGAGAAGAGCACGUCUUAUCAGUACCCAAGGGCUAUUUUAUCUGUUGAUCUCAGUGGUGAAAACCUCUCUGAUAUGGAGUUUUUGGAUGACUCGUCUACUGAGAGCUUGCUGUUGAGUGGUGAUGAAUAUAAUCAGGAUUUUGAUUCAACCAAUUUUGAAGAGUCUCAGGAUGAAGAGGAUGCUCUGAAUGAAAUAGUCAGGUGUAUCUGUGAAAUGGAUGAGGAAAAUGGCUUCAUGAUUCAAUGUGAGGAAUGCCUGUGUUGGCAACACAGUGCAUGCAUGGGAUUGUUGGAAGACAGCAUUCCUGAGCAAUAUAUCUGCUACAUUUGCAGGGAUCCACCUGGUCAGAGAUGGAGUGCCAAAUAUCUCUGUGACAAAGAUUGGUUGAAUAAUGGCCACAUGUGUGGCUUGUCGUUCUUAAAAGAGAACUACUCUCAUUUAAAUGCCAAAAAGAUUGUGUCAACGCAUCGCCUUCUGGCUGACGUGUAUGGUGUUACAGAAAUAUUACAUGGGCUACAGCUGAAGAUUGGAAUACUAAAAAAUAAGCAUCACCCUGAUCUUCAUCUCUGGGCUUGCACAGGUAUGCGGCGGGAUCAAGACCAAAUCACUCUUGGAAUAGAAAGAAGGGUCCUAACUGUGCCAGAAGCCAUUAAUCCCUCUGGAAGGACGUGUCAUAGUCAAAAUCAUAAAGAGCCCCCUCGUUUAGCUCCAAAGAUGGAAGAAACAUACAUCAGAAGUGAACACAGUUAUCAAAAACCAAGUUUUGGUCAGGAUUGCAAGUCAGUUGUUGACCCCGCCAGCUCAGAGGAUGAUGACACCAGCAGUUUUGAACAUAAUCAGGAGCUUCUCUUAGAAGAGAAAAACUGUUUACAAUAUUCAUCUACAGAAGAUGGUUUUGGCCAUCAGAAGCAUUCAGCUGAAGGGAACACCGUGUUUGUGUUCAAUGAAAAAAGAGGAGCCGAAGAACACGUGGAUGCUCGUCUUCAGUGGCAGCUAAACCUCCUUACCCACAUAGAAAAUGUGCAGAAUGAAGUCACUAGUAGAAUGGACCUGAUUGAAAAGGAAGUUGAUGUGUUAGAAAGCUGGCUUGAUUUCACUGGAGAAUUGGAGCCACCCGAUCCCCUUGCACGUUUGCCUCAGCUCAAGCGUCGGAUUAAACAGCUCAUUUCUGACAUGGGUAAAGUCCAACAAAUUGCAACCCUUUGCUCUGUAUGACAAAAGGGAAGGUAAAGGAACGCACACAGGCUCCAACUAUGGGUUUCUUCUGAUUCACAAGACUCACAAAAGGGUACCUUUAAAAAAAGAAGCCUGAAUGCUGUUCCUUAUUCUCUGCCGAUUCUCUCCUUAGCCUCAAAGUGGUGGGUGGGAUGGGGCAAGGGAGAAAUCUCAUCUAUAAAGGAAAGUUCGUACCGGUUUGAUCUGAAAAGCAGGGAAGUAAAGAUUUGUGUAUUCCUUUCCAUGUACAAUGGUUUAGAAACCUCAACAAAGGCAUGUUUUCCUACAUCUUCACAUGCAGUAUCAAGGAAGAAGUCCACAAACUGUUAAACAAUCAUAAAAUAAGAAGUCGGCCAAAGGAAUCUGCAUUGGAAGAAGGAACAAAUUUGCCUUGUUUUCUUUCAGUCGGGACAGCAGAACAAGGAGAUUUGUCCCUGUUGGUAUCUUGAAGGGUGAAAAAGUUGAACAAAUGCCUGUUUUCCUUUGUACUGUAGAUAUCCAGGAAAAUGAAAAAUUCUAGCUUCCCUUUCAGAAGAAACUGUUUUCUACGGUAGCCUCUAUGAAUAUUUUUUUAAGCCAAGCCUUCCUUGCAUUGAAUCUUAUGCUCCAUUUUUAGAAACCAAACUGGGAAGGUAAUGGUCAGAAGUGCCAAAAAAUGCUUUCAAAAAACACUGAAACGGGAGUGUGUGAGGUCAGUUGAAGGGGACCUUUCCCCUGACUUCUCAUUAUCUGAAUCCUCCAUAUUGCCAGCAUCAUCCAGGAUUGGAUCUCAUUCAUAUUUGGGUAAGCUAUAAUUAUAGUAUUGAGGGAUAUAGUCCCGUUGCUUUUUUAAAUGUGUCUCACCUUCCUCAGCUGGAUUGAGGAACUGCAAGAGCAUCCAAAAUGCCAAGGACUGGCUGUGAAAUGGGUCCACGUCCAACCUUUUUAGCCUUUGUAACGCGAAAUGAAAGCGAGUGAGGAACACAAAGGUUGAUGCUGUUUUAUUCCAGGGAGAUAAGCCUGUGCAUGCCAAGAAUCUUGGAAUAGGUCAGCAAUUCAUAAAACGUGGCAUGCUCUGUAUAUUCUCCCUGUGAAUCCCAAAUACAAGUUAGGAGCCCUCCUUCUAGAAAGGGUAUGGUGCGAGCGUAAUUACCUAUUAAAGGCAUUCACGUAUGAUUUGGCAAAUCGUUAUGAAACCAAAGCCAGCCUAGUUAGCUGGGUUUUUAAAAAAUUCUGGGCCAAGUCCAGGGUUUUCACUUUAGUUUAUCUGCAUUAUUGCUGCACCCAGUGCUAUAGUAUACCUGUUAGGGUAUGUAUAUAUGUCUUUGUGUGCGUGCAUGUGUAUGUGUGUAUAUAUACAUAUACAUACAUAUAUAUGUGUGUGUGUGCGCUCAUAUACAUACUGCAUUCUAGAGACAUAUUUAUAUUGACAAGUCUAGUUUUCUUACAAUAAAAAGACCUUGGUGACAAAAUAUUUAAAAUGUUACCUUUUAAUGAGCUGUUUCUUAGAGAGAGAGAGAGAGAGAGAGAGGAUAAAAAAAUAAUCUAUGUACAGAUUUUGAAAUUUGUAAAAAAGAAAUAAUUUUUUUAAAAAUACUGACUGUUCAAGAGAGGCUGCACCAUUGAGGACAGCAAGACAGUUGAAUGCUCGAGGCCUCCCCGACUGUUCCCGUGCUGGCAGUAUGUAUAAAAUGUGUGAGAACUACAUGAAGGACAGUAAACUUGAACCUCCAUGGGAUAAGAGUACAAGCCACUGUACAUUAAAAUGUAUUUAAAUUUGCAGAUACACUGUCUAUAUGUAAGGUACUGUAUGUAAAGCUGUUUAUUAAACUAUUCUGUAUACCGCA